UCCCAUUUGUAAUCUUUUCCUUUUCCCAACAAACGAUAGCGACGGAAGGAGAGAUACCAUCUACGAUGACUCAAGGCGGCGGCGGCGGCAUGGAGUUUAAUCUGCCGGAAGAGAUUCUGGCGGUGAUACCGACGGAUCCUUACGAGCAGUUGGAUCUGGCGCGUAAGAUAACGUCUAUGGCAAUCGCAUCUAGAGUGUCUAAUAUGGAAUCGGAGAUUGGGAGGAUGAGGGCAAAGGUUUACGAGAAAGACCGUAUUAUUUGCGAAUUGGAAGAGAAAGUAUCAAGGUUGCAGCAAGCGAAUCACGAUGCCGAUUCUCGAUUAAAGAUGGUUAUUGACGAAAAUAUGAAGCUUUCAAAUGAGCGUGAUUCAUUGGCAAUGACUACAAAGAAACUUAGCCGUGACUUAACUAAGUUGGAGACUUUCAAGCGGCAACUGAUGCAAUCCCUGAAUGAUGAUAAUUCCUCUCAGGCUGAAACAGUUGAUAUUGGGACCUGUGACCAGUCAGUCCCUAAAGCCUAUCCGGAUAACAACGAUGAUGGGGUGAAGAGCUACAUGUCACUUCGUUCCUCCAAUGGUUCGAUGGACUUGGGAAGCAGCACAACUGAUGAAGCUUCAAGAUAUGCUGGACAAAGAUUUUCAAUAACUCCAUAUAUCACACCACGGCUUACUCCUACCGGAACUCCUAAAAUUAUAUCCACAAAUGGGUCCCCUAGGGGCUAUUCUGCUGCCGGAUCUCCCCAGAGAACCUCUAGUGCAACCUCUCCUACAAAGUCUCAAUCUGAUGGGCGGACUUCAUUCUCCUCGUGGUACCCUUCAAGCCAGCAGUCAUCUGCAGCUAGCUCUCCUCCUCGUGGGCGUUCACUGCCAGGAAGGACUCCUCGAAUUGAUGGAAAGGAAUUCUUUCGUCAAGCCAGGAGCCGCCUUUCCUACGAACAGUUCAGUGCCUUUUUGGCUAACAUCAAAGAGCUGAAUGCUCAAAAGCAAACCCGAGCGGAAACUUUGAGGAAAGCGGAAGAGAUUUUUGGGACGGAUAACAAAGAUCUGUUUCUGUUAUUUCAAGGAUUGCUAAAUCGCAACAUUCACUAGAUCCCAAGUUAUCUCUUGGGAUAAUUUAUCAUCACUGGUAUAAUCUUGUUCUAGGCAUAUUCACAACGUUGGCUAUUUGUUAUCCUAGUGUUCAAUAUAAGGUUCAGUGCAAUACUCUUCUUGAGGUGCACCCUUAUAGCCUCGUUGUAACCUCAAUAUAUAUAUAGGACCUGGUAUCAGUUAAUAAAUCAUGUGGACCCGUUGUCUUCGA
Hibiscus syriacus is the source of this 1299-nucleotide messenger RNA. RefSeq lists its product as uncharacterized. Lineage: Eukaryota; Viridiplantae; Streptophyta; Magnoliopsida; Malvales; Malvaceae. Bases 66 to 1088 code for a protein of 340 amino acids. The record is from RefSeq and is a predicted model, not a curated record. The transcript has 9 exons.